Messenger RNA from Trametes versicolor FP-101664 SS1, 963 nucleotides. RefSeq lists its product as uncharacterized. The transcript has 3 exons. The record is from RefSeq and is a predicted model, not a curated record. Bases 1 to 963 code for a protein of 320 amino acids. NCBI's taxonomy places the organism in Eukaryota, Fungi, Basidiomycota, Agaricomycetes, Polyporales, Polyporaceae.
AUGCAAUUGCGGCUCCCCUUGUGGUACAUCUUCGUCCUCCUCUGGGCGUUCGCCCUCAGGGGUCGAGCAGCGCCCGCAUGCCGGACCUCCAAACAAGCUCGCGACGACGGGGACGACGAUGACAGCGACGAUGAUGACGACGACGAUAACAACAGUAGCAGCAGCAGCAACCAGCAUAACGCCUGUGGACAACACAACGGCGUGAGCGGGGGAGCUGUCGCCGGUAUCGUAAUCGGUUGCUUGAUAUUCCUGCUCCUCCUAUGCAUCCUCCUGGCAUGCUGGUAUCGGAGGAGGACGCGGUCCCAAAAGCAAGUCAUCUUGGCGGCGGCGGCAGUGGCCCCAACCCCUCCCAUGAAGGAGCUCAGCCCUUCGUUCCGCUCCAACGGCGGUCACCCCCCUUCCAUCCAGCCUUCAUCUCUAGUGACGCACUCCUCGGCCUACACUGUCCCAGGACCCGUCAUAUACUCCGACACCAUGGGACGCGGCCAGACGCGGGAGCUCCGCAACCUCCCCCCGCCAAUCGCAGGCUCUGUCGACUCUAUCGCGCUGCCCAACCCCUACGAGCAGGGCACCCCACCGCUUCUGCCCCCGCGCGACGACGACGCUACAUCGCCAACCUCCCCCGUGUCACGCUACGCGUCAGUGUACUCCACCUCGUCGCCGACGGAAGCAUCGGGCUCGCACUCGCACGCGCGGUCGUACUCGUACUCGGUCGCGCCGUCGGCGUGGACGAGCGACGACAGCGGGGCGCCGCUGCUCUCGCGAGGCACCACGCAGGCGUCGCGCCUCACGGCGACCUCCAGCCUGCACGAGGAAAUGGCCGGGUACCAGAAGGCUCUCGAGGCGCAUCAUCAGAAGGAGCAGGAUGACGCGCAGCACCGGGAGAACAGGAUCGGAGAGGGCUCCGCGGUCCCGGAAGACCCGCCGCCGGUCUACCGUGACAGAGAGGAGGGCGAGUCGUGA